AUGUGGGAUAACACAAAAUCACGCGCGUACCACAGGGUUUUCCCUCUCCCAUCGACUCACUCUCAUACUCGGUUGAAAAAAUGGGAACCGUCUUCUUUAUCUCAACCGCACCUUCCUGGCGUCGCUGCUCUGUUCUACUCGCCAUCUACCUCCGGUCGCCGGAAAUUCUCGCGCCAUUCGCUGAGCACCAUUAACUGCAGGAUCGAAGCUGAAUCCCUAGACGAGGAACGCUUGUUGCGGUGCCGUGCUUUGCAAUGGUUUACCGCCGCGGCCGUCGGCGUGGACUUGAUAGGAAGAUCCAGCUCAUUAAUUGAAGUGGCUCAUGCCGCUUACGACAAUGUCAACAAUGUUCGGAAUUUCAGUCUCAAAGUCCUGUCAGAUCUACCUUUCUGUCCGCAGCCAUUCGAAAAUGUGGUGGAAAUGAAGGGAAAUGGGCCUUUCUCUGUCAUGCCCCGAUCAGUCGGGACUGAGGCAUUGCUAGCUUCCGACCCAGAUGUUCUGCCAUGGGUUCAGAAAUAUCAACAUAGACGUGAACCAGUAUCACAAACUGAUUAUGAGGUCGACCUCAUAACCACGCUCACAUAA
Striga asiatica is the source of this 585-nucleotide messenger RNA. Lineage: Eukaryota; Viridiplantae; Streptophyta; Magnoliopsida; Lamiales; Orobanchaceae. The record is from the annotation of a GenBank genome assembly.